Molecule: messenger RNA, 2115 nt
Organism: Parastagonospora nodorum SN15
Lineage: Eukaryota; Fungi; Ascomycota; Dothideomycetes; Pleosporales; Phaeosphaeriaceae
Exons: 3
Coding region: 1-2115 (704 amino acids)
Source: RefSeq, a predicted model, not a curated record
AUGCAUCACUCUUCACCCGCACCAGGAUCACAGAUGAUGUAUCCCUACAACGGUCUUCCACAGCAAGGACAACAACAGCAGGCGCAACCUAUGCAACACAUGUCGAGACCUUCACCACCUCAACCCACGUGGGCUGUACCACAGACCCACAAUCCGUAUUAUCAGAUGCCAAGGAGUCAGGCUAUGAGCAGCAGAGAGGACGCUAGACAUAUGCUUGGGAGGUCGGAUAUUGUCACUGCUCAAUCACCUGUAUCCAGUAACACCCCGUUCACCAACAGUAUGCAUGGCUCGAACCAUCUUGCAACCACAGACUACUUCCCAGGUGUGAUUGACACGAGUCCAUGGGGCCAGAAAGUAUGCGAAGAACUAGAAUCUUUUCCCUCCCUGGAUCCAGAGGUCGGCGAUUACAAUCAUGGUUUGAUAGCACACGACGAAAACACACCCAUCAUCGACCUGCGACAGUACCCAGGGAUGGGACAUCAAGAACAUGAAGGUCAAAACACGUUCAAUCCCCAUUCUUCUCGUCGAUUAUCCGAAUCUUCCUUUUCUAUGUCAAGUACUGGAGGUGUCCUCCCAGAAGUAUCGACCUACGACGACAUAGGGACAUCUGAGGUGGUUUCAUACACGCCGGAGUACGACGCUUGGAACAAUCAAGAGCCAAUGACCAGCCAGCUUCUUUCUCCGCUCGCCUCGCCCCGUCGGCCUCAGCCUCAGCACGAGCAUAUUGCACGAGGUGGUAGUCGAUCUCGAGCCUCACCAGCACCGCACAACAAUGUUCGUUCGUCGCCCUAUACCCUGGACAGCACUCGCAUGAAGAGAUGGUCGACUGGCCAGGCCCCGACCUCAACCCCAGCGAGAAGCGCUUUGUCCCAUGUACCGGAUCGAUUCGCCCCAUACGGACCGCGCUACAACCCCCAUCAUUCCAUGCCAGUCUAUCCGUCACCAGCGUACAACAGUUACGGACAGGCCACGCCAAAUUCCAUUUACGCACAAACCCCGCCUUUGUACUCGAGCAACCAUACGCUAUUCUCAAACCACGAGCAAAGCCACCAUCUUGAGGUACCUCGUCCAUUGCCGUCGCAAGGUCUUUUCCGCUUGUUGCAAAGUAACGCAGAUCGCCAUGGAGGAUGCUCAUCGCACUUUGCAGACUUAUCAGACCCUCCGGACCUGUAUUCUUCGCUGCAUGAAGAGCCAUCUAACCCACCAGAAUCCGACAUGAACUCUACGGAUCCCGACCUCGUCCCACACGAGCAAGACUUGCGCUUCACCGGUGACCUUUAUACACCACGUUGGGUUCGCGGGCAUGGCAACAAGCGCGAGGGUUGGUGUGGACUAUGCAAGCCCGGACGUUGGCUAGUAUUGAAGAACAGUGCCUUCUGGUACGACAAGUCGUUUACGCAUGGUGUUAGUGCUGCUACUGGGGCCGCAUUCCAGGGCCCGCAAGACACACGCCGGACCGAAGGCAACCUCGAUGUCUGGGAAGGACUUUGUGGAAGCUGCGGUGAAUGGAUAGCACUGGUCAGCAGCAAGAAGAAAGGCACGACGUGGUUCAGACACGCAUACAAGUGCCAUACACAUCCCAAAGUUAAGGACGGACCUAAAAGACGUCGUGAAACGCAAGCUGGGCGAGUGCGCGCAGCAUCCUCUGCAUCCGCCAAUUCGUCCUCAUACCAGAUCAAGCAAGAAGACACAGUCGUUCACCGGCAUUCCACACCUACACCGAUCACGGGCAGUGCAUCUCUGCAAAGCUUCGGCAUGCCGACGGCUUCGUCGUCGCUUCCCUUGCCGACCUCGACCCCCACAUCAACACCGCAACUGAAUAACGCCUCCAACUUUGCAAGUAAUACAGCAUACCCAACUCCAAAUCCAGGGACGCCAAACAUGCAUUCUCACCGUACCCCAACACAAGCCUCGUUUCCCGACUACCGUGAGCCACCAUCAACACAGCAAGAACCUGUCAUCGGCAUGUUUACAACGCCUCUCCAAAGUCUGCAGGGUUUCUCGGGCAAUCCCCAAUCGUACUCGCGAGUUCUUGCACAUCAAGUCAGUGAACCAGAACUGGUUGGCAUACGGACGACGACAACCACACUCAAUUCCAUCGCCAGCAUGAUAUGA